UCCGGAGCACGGCCCGCGGCCGCUCGGCGGCGGGGAGCCGCGGCGAGGCGACGGCGGCGGGGGAAGCAGCCAUGUUGGAGCGGGGAAUUCAGUGACUGGCCUCGGGGAGGCGGCGCGGCCGGCGGCGAACGGGGGGGAGGCGGGAGGGGGGCUCGGCUCCCGGCAGCGGCGGCGGCGCCCGGACACCGCUCCAGGGCGGAGGAGGGGAAGGAGAAAGGGGCAGAGGAACCGGCCCCGGCCCCGCGGAGCCCCGGCGCUGCUGGCUUCCUUAAGCCAGACUUAAUAUUGAUAGAAUGAAAAAGUUUAAGAGAAGACUUUCCUUAACCUUGCGUGGAAGCCAGACCAUUGAUGAAUCAUUGUCUGAGCUAGCAGAACAAAUGACAAUUGAAGAGAACAGCAGCAAAGAUAAUGGUGUGAGUAAUAAUGGAAGGAUCAGCUACAGUAAAGUGCAACCAAUUGUGAAGAAUGGCAGGCCUCCAACGUCUCACAGCAUGCACUCAUUUCUCCACCAAUACACAGGAUCUUUCAAGAAGCCCCCUUUACGGAGACCACAUAGCGUCAUAGGGGGCAGCCUCGGCUCUUUCAUGGCAAUGCCCAGAAAUGGGAGCAGAUUAGAUAUUGUUCAUGAAAAUCUGAAAAUGGGGUCAGAUGGUGAAAGUGACCAAGCUUCUGGAACAUCAUCUGAUGAAGUUCAGUCUCCCACAGGUGUUUGUCUCAGAAACCGGAUACACAGACGAAUCUCAAUGGAGGAUUUGAACAAGCGUUUGUCCCUGCCUGCUGAUAUCAGGAUACCUGAUGGCUAUCUUGAAAAGCUGCAGAUUAACAGCCCGCCGUUCGAUCAGCCCAUGAGCCGACGUUCUCGUAGAGCUUCACUAUCCGAAAUUGGAUUUGGAAAAAUGGAAACCUAUAUCAAGUUAGAAAAGCUUGGAGAGGGUACUUAUGCAACAGUUUAUAAGGGGAGAAGUAAGUUGACAGAGAACCUGGUAGCUCUGAAAGAAAUUCGCCUGGAACAUGAAGAGGGAGCACCGUGUACAGCUAUAAGAGAAGUGUCAUUAUUAAAAGAUCUGAAGCAUGCGAAUAUUGUUACGUUACAUGAUAUUGUUCACACAGACAAGUCUUUGACUCUUGUUUUUGAAUAUCUGGACAAGGAUCUGAAGCAGUACAUGGAUGACUGUGGUAACAUCAUGAGUAUGCACAAUGUAAAGCUGUUUUUAUACCAGAUUCUUCGUGGUUUGGCUUACUGUCAUAGAAGAAAGGUGUUGCAUCGAGAUCUGAAGCCACAAAAUCUACUAAUUAAUGAGAAAGGAGAACUGAAGCUAGCAGACUUUGGAUUGGCUAGAGCGAAGUCUGUUCCUACGAAGACUUAUUCCAAUGAAGUUGUCACGUUAUGGUACAGACCACCUGAUGUUCUCCUUGGAUCUUCAGAAUAUUCAACUCAAAUAGACAUGUGGGGUGUUGGAUGCAUAUUUUUUGAAAUGGCAUCAGGAAGGCCUCUCUUCCCUGGUUCAACUGUUGAAGAUGAGCUGCACUUAAUUUUCAGGCUUCUAGGAACCCCAUGUCAAGAAACAUGGCCAGGUAUUUCUUCCAGUGAUGAAUUUAGAAACUACAACUUCCCUAAAUAUAAACCACAACCCCUAAUCAACCAUGCACCAAGGCUAGACACGGAAGGAAUUGAAUUGAUAGCGAAGUUCCUUCAAUAUGAAUCAAAGAAGAGAAUUUCAGCAGAAGAGGCCAUGAAACAUGCAUACUUCAGAAGUCUUGGAACAAGAAUACAUACUUUGCCUGAAAGUGUUUCUAUAUUCAGUCUAAAAGAGAUUCAGCUGCAAAAAGACCCUGGCUUUCGAAAUUCCACUUACCCAGAGACAGGACAUGGGAAGAACAGAAGGCAGAGCAUGCUUUUUUAAAGUGGGCGGUGCAGAGUCAAGCCCAAGCCUAUCCUAUCAAUCAAGGACUUGGAUCUGAAGGCAGUGCUCUCUUUUGGUGGACUUGGAAUCGCAGUUUGUCUACACUGUCCUCUUCACAGUGGAGUCUUUUUAUUUCCAACCUGCAGAUUAUGUUUUUAUAUUUGUUGUCACAGUGUGACAAUUUUUUGUACAGUUGGUUUUAAGGUCUCCUCUGCCACUAGAGCCAGUAGGUUACAGCUGUUGAUGUAACUGUAGCUGCAAUUUUUGUGCAGGACUGAGAAACACAGUGCAUUAUUUAUUGCGGAAUCAUUGCUGCUAAAUAACUACUGUCUGUAUAGUUAACACAACAGUUCCAUGCCUGAAGAAGUUGCAAUGGCUUUAUAAUAUGUGAAUGCAUCUGUUUCUCUUCAUAAAACGUUCUACUGCUGCGGGUUUUUUUGUAUUUCUUAAACUGCAGUGUUUCCUGGAAUGUAAACAUAGCUUUGCUUGGCUAUAGGUGAACCAUCUUUAAUGCUCUAAGUUCAUGGCACUUAAUUCCUUAUUUAACAUUGGAAGUAUGUGUUGAAAUAGUUGAAAAAUUAUAAUGCAUAUUAUGUUUUUGAAAAGCACAUGGUGUGAAAGUUGAUUCAAACAAGUGAAAAGUAAUUAUUAUUUGCUCUCAGAUCCUAUAUUAGUUAUUGAUAAAUUAGAGCAUGGAGACUGGAUAAUAAAUUUUGUCAGGCUCACUCCAGCAUAUUUGCACAUUGUUGUGCAUAUGAGACCUGACAGAAGCAAUGACUUUUUUUACCUUGUUUUUAACUUAGAAAUACAAAUAGUAAAAAAAAAAAAAAAAAAAAGGAAAGAAAAAAAAAAGAAAAGAAAAAAGAAAAAAAAAGAUUCAUAUAUGUUGGACCCUGGCUUAAUUUUGAAAUUUUGGAUCUUUUCAUUACAGAGAAACAGGACGACUAAUUACAAGAACAUGGGAAUAAUGUCACACUUUUCCCACCCUGUUGCUCUCCCAUUUGUGCAUUAUUCACUUGAAAUCAACUGGAAAGAUGCAAGUUUGUACUUGAUAAGAACUCACUAUACUACAGAACUUUUAAAAUGGGAACUUAGAGAGUUUCUCAGAUCUUAGACGUUAUCUGUUUACCAGAGAUAGUAAACAUGUUACUACUAUGCUUAUGCAUCUCAGUGAGUAUCAUAAGUACACCCUUGGUGAUGGUUACAGUAUUUUUAAGCAUUUGUGUUCACCUUUAUGAACCUAUUUGUUUAGUGCAUCUUAAAGAGACUGUAAAUCUUUAUUGGUAUAUUUUGAAAUGGUCAUGUAAAUCUUUGGCUGGUAUAUCAUGGAAAUAGUCAUAGGUAACUUAAUUUUUCCUGACAUUCACUGUAAAACAUUCAGGGGUCCUACCAUUUCUGUUCAGGAAAUCUUGUAGUUUAUUGUUAUUUAACAGUAUUAAGUGAAUUUUUGUAUAUUUCAUUUUAACUUUAUUUGUGAAUAGUGAUUGUGGCAUGUUUGGGGGUGUUUUAUUAAUAUUUCAUUGAUACUGGUAAAUUUGAAUUGGGAUUUUUUUUUUUUAUUUUCUGGAAGAGAGAAGUUAAUGUGUAAUGGUGACUAUUGGACCACUACUGCUUUUCAGCAUUUGUAAACCAGUUUUACGUUAAAUCUUGUAGACCUAACAAACUGCUGUUAUUUCUAACUGACCGACCUGUAUUAAUAUUGUACUUUUGAAAGUAUAAAUAUUAUGUGGAAUUCUUUGGUUUUGUUUUGAAAUUUAUAACGACAAAGGCCCUGUGCUGUUAAAAAUACAGACUAAGUGAACUUGCAGUUCUUGGGGCAUUGUUGAAAACUUAGCUAGAUCUGUGUGUUGUGGGAGUCAUCAGUUUUAACUCUAGCUGCUUAUGAAUUCAUGCAACCCAGAAGUAGUGGCAGCGAAGGUGGUAUCACUCAUCUGCAACUGAGGCCGUUCAGGAUCUUAUCAUAAACAUGGUCCAUAGUCUAAUUGUUAGCGGUGAAGUCCUGCAUGUCACGUGGAAUCAGGAGUUUUGCCUAGCUCUAGGAAGGUAAGGUGUGUCUCAGAUGCAUGGAUUUGAAAUCCCACUGAUACCAGCGGGAGUGUCGUGUGUGUCAGAGGCAGAUUUGGCACUGAUUGAAAAACCUUUGUCCUGAAAUAGUUGUUAUAUAUAUUUUUAUAGUUGGAUCUGAUCUAGAUUUUAUACUGAUUAACUUUGUAGGAAAUACAUUGUAGAUGUAAUGGUGUUGAAGAAAGGAGUAUCAAAAAAACAUCUUUUUUUUUCUACAGAAGUAGUGAAGAUAUAGAGUAAAUGUUCACUGUGGAUAAAUGUGGGAUUUAGCAUUUCUAGAACAGUAAUAUUUUCUAGGUCAUAAAAGAACAAGAAAUAAUGUGACACUAAUGAGUAAAGGACUUAAAGGUUUAACUGGUAAAAUGAAGUGCAUUAACAAAUUUAGAAGGGGAUCAGCUGCAGCUAACAAAAGGAGAUUUCCAUUUUGGGUAGGAAUUUGGUUUUGUUGUUACAGAUGAAAAGAUCUUCCAUAAAAUUGAAGCACUCUGAAUAUAAAGAGAUUUUUCUAAGGAUCUACAAAUGAAUUGGUUUGCUUCACUAGGAGGUAGCUUUAACGAAUGUAUUUUUUAAGAAAUUUGGCAUCUGUGGUCAAGCCAGUUUUGUUGGGGUCUCUCUCUUUUUUUUUUUUUUUUGGUCCAUAAUUGAAAUUCCUGCAUCAGCAGAGACAAUUCUGUGGCAGAUGCCUGUUUGGGGCAGUAGUCAGUGAGUAUGAAGUCACUGGGCAUUUCUCUGACAUCAUUUUUGUGCGAUUCAGUGUUCCCGUCCCCUGUCUGACAGCAUCAGGCAGUAUAGGCUUGGUUUCACUGUCACCGAGCAUGUAGCGAGUGCUGACCGUUCUGGGAGGAGCCCUCAGCCAUGGUGAACAUCAAGCAGAUGCUCACUAAAUUUGGAUGAUUGACAAGAUUUGGUUAUGACAGCUUCUGCUUGAGGAUGGGUGAUCAGUUAAUGAGAAAUGGCCUGCAAGUAGUUGCUGAUUUAAAAUAGUUAUUUGUAGAGGAUAUGCCCAUUGUACCCCAUCUACCCAGAGGUGGAAAGGCCAAGGUGUGUGUAUAGGUGUGUGUAGGAAAAAAAGUGGAUUCGAAGACAGGAAAGAAGCAGGUGGUCAUGAGGUGGUGUGCACAUGCAGAUGAAGGCUGAAGAGGAGAAAGGGUGGGUGGAGGGUUGGGAAUUUACAGGCCAGGAAAGAGUGGGAGAUUGAAAGGGACAAACCAGCUGCUCAGCAAUGCUCUAGUGAAACAUGCAUCUCAACACAGCUGUGUUAUUUUUGUGCAGCUUUACCACAGCAUUAAGUAGCCAGAGUGUAUCCCUGAAUUGGGCAAUAAAAGUUAAAAUAAACAAUUAUUAAAGAA
Messenger RNA from Cygnus olor (mute swan), 5317 nucleotides. RefSeq names its product cyclin dependent kinase 17 (gene CDK17). Gene Ontology annotation, biological process: protein phosphorylation. NCBI's taxonomy places the organism in Eukaryota, Metazoa, Chordata, Aves, Anseriformes, Anatidae. The record is from RefSeq and is a predicted model, not a curated record. Gene Ontology annotation, cellular component: cytoplasm; nucleus. Bases 294 to 1904 code for a protein of 536 amino acids. The transcript is spliced from 18 exons. Gene Ontology annotation, molecular function: ATP binding; protein kinase activity.